GAUGCCUCUCUCUCCAUGAUUCCCCCAUGAACGAUUUCUAAUCAAAUUUUUUUGUUGAAGAUUUCUAAUCAAAUUAGUUACGGACUAUAUAUACAUAUACACGCCCCUUAUAUAUAUACACAUAUAUACAUAGAUAUAAGAGUUUAGAGAGAGAGAGAGAGAGUUAUGGAGGGCCAACGCGGCGGAGGCGAUGACGGCGGGUGUUGCUCCGGGAAGAGAAAGAAGGAGAGACCCUACAAAGGAAUUCGGAUGCGGAAGUGGGGAAAAUGGGUCGCGGAAAUCCGGGAGCCCAAUAAGCGGUCCAGGAUAUGGUUAGGCUCUUACUCGACGCCGCUCGCGGCGGCGAGGGCUUAUGACACCGCCGUUUACUACCUCCGCGGGCCAUCGGCCCGGCUCAAUUUCCCCGAGCUUUUGCCCGGCGACGCCGCGGGCCUUAACGGGCUUAACGACUUAUCGGCGGAUUCGAUCCGUAAGAAGGCAAUCGAAGUGGGCUCCAGCGUUGACGCAACUCAGACGACCUCCCUGCGCGGCGGCGGCGGUGGCGCCGCCGUCCAGGAACAACCGCCGCCGCCGUUGACGGCUUGCCGUCUUCAGGCCAAGCUCGACUUGAACGAAAAGCCCGAGCCCGAAGACCCGAAUCUUGAUUACUUCUGAGCCUUUGCCCACAAAAGGCGAAAUCCCUCGUCCCACGGUCCCGCAUCCCAGCUUGACAGGAUUGUGGAGAGAGCUGAUCUUCUUCGUCUUAAUAAGUUUUGUUUUCCUUGUUUGAGUUUUAGGUUGGAAAAAAAAACAUUUUUGUUGUAGUAAAAAGAAUGAAUGUGAAUAUGUUAUAUCUCUCUUUGUCUCCAUUUUUAUUUUAUUCUUGAGCACAAAAUUUCAACAUCUAA
Molecule: messenger RNA, 887 nt
Organism: Ipomoea triloba (trilobed morning glory)
Lineage: Eukaryota; Viridiplantae; Streptophyta; Magnoliopsida; Solanales; Convolvulaceae
Product: ethylene-responsive transcription factor ERF011-like
Exons: 1
Coding region: 166-654 (162 amino acids)
Biological process (GO): regulation of DNA-templated transcription
Molecular function (GO): DNA-binding transcription factor activity; DNA binding
Source: RefSeq, a predicted model, not a curated record